AUGACGGCUUCAUCCCGACACAUGGCAUGUCGAACUUGCCGGGAUCGCAAAGUCCGCUGUGACGGAGGGCAGCCAUCAUGCGAGACGUGCAAGCGGCAUGGGGAGACAUGUGUCUACGUGCAGUCCACCAGGCAGUCAAAGAACGAUCUACUCGCCAAAAUUGAUGACUUACAAGAUCGUCUGGCCCGAGCGGAGGAAAGGCUGAAUUGUUCGUCAUCAUCAUUGAUCUGCCCUUCCGCGUCCCACGGCUAUGGGAUACCUUUCCAUCUUCCCACCGCUUCCUUGUUUUCCAUCGAGGCUUCCCCGCCGCCUUUCUCGCACUUGAGUGGAUCCCAACCGGCUCUAUUGUCACUGGAGGCACCCCUGAGAGAUGAAUCAAGCGGCGAUAUGGCGACAAAGAUUCCUGGUCCCGAGGAUUUGGCGGGCGUGUUGAGUCCCUUCGCGAGUCUCUUGGGGGGCCCGAGUACUACUACUACUACUGCUACUACUGCUACUACUACUGCUACUACUACUACUACUACUACUACAGAGGAGGAGAUGCACCUACAAUCGUUGCCCUCGUCCCUGUCCUCUCCACCCCCUUUACUAGACGAGCAGGACUUGUCUGCUCCCACCGGAAGGGGGUCGAUCAAUAAUGAUCCAGCACUACCGGAGGUCCGUCCGCCCAGUCCCCGUCUGCCCACCCUUCGCACUAUUCGUGCUUUGAAUGGAGAUCACCAGUGGCAGCAGCAGCUACAGGACCCGCCUCAGCGGAACGAUGAGUGCACGGUUCUCCGUGAGCUCAUCCGGUUUGUGUCUGCAACCUCCGCCAACGAGGCAUAUAUUGCGGGGAUCACCACCGCCGUGGCCGAGUAUCUGGUGUGGGCUCGGCGGAUGACCCUGGAUAUCAACCAAACCUUUCAAAUUCUGGACAUCCUGGUAGCCCGGUUACAGGAGACAGCCAACCUCGCCAAUACCGCACGCUGGGUGGAAUUCCGAAAUCUCCAGGCCGCCUUGGGGGAAACGGGUGCAUGGAAAUUGAAGUUGGGGGUGCUAGAGCAUGAGCUGCAGGCGGCAGAAGCUGAUAUCUCCACCUUUUUCAGUACCCAGUAUGAUAUUCAUCUCGAGCUGGACUCUCAACGGCGAUACUCGUGA
Messenger RNA from Aspergillus ochraceoroseus IBT 24754, 1134 nucleotides. RefSeq names its product Zn(II)2Cys6 transcription factor domain-containing protein. The record is from RefSeq and is a predicted model, not a curated record. The transcript is spliced from 2 exons. Gene Ontology annotation, biological process: regulation of DNA-templated transcription. Lineage: Eukaryota; Fungi; Ascomycota; Eurotiomycetes; Eurotiales; Aspergillaceae. Gene Ontology annotation, molecular function: zinc ion binding; DNA-binding transcription factor activity, RNA polymerase II-specific. Bases 1 to 1134 code for a protein of 377 amino acids.